Aspergillus pseudonomiae is the source of this 1941-nucleotide messenger RNA. Its product is annotated as fungal specific transcription factor domain-containing protein. The record is from RefSeq and is a predicted model, not a curated record. Gene Ontology annotation, biological process: DNA-templated transcription. Lineage: Eukaryota; Fungi; Ascomycota; Eurotiomycetes; Eurotiales; Aspergillaceae. Bases 109 to 1530 code for a protein of 473 amino acids. Gene Ontology annotation, molecular function: DNA binding; zinc ion binding. The transcript has 2 exons.
GUUCAGCUGCCCUCAGACCCAGUCGCUACAAUACUCAUCGACGCAUAUCUGCAGGCAAACCAUUGGUACCUCGCACUCUUCCAUGUGCAAACUUUUCGAGCUCGUGCAAUGCCUAUGAUACAAAUUGGUGCUGCCGCAGUGUCUGAAAAGCCCUUCUUAUUAUUACUGCUGGUAGUUCUGAUGAUCGGAACCCGAUUCGUCCAGCCAGAAAUUAUUACAACACACGAUCCUGUAUUCAAUAUUGAGUCCUAUCGUAACCAAGUACUCAAUGCUGUUGAGCAGCAUUUAUUCUCGUCGCUACACGAGGCAGAUCUCGAAUCUAUUGGAUGUGCCCUCUUAAUGUCCAUUGAAUACCUUCUAGAGGGAAAGACGAAGUUGGCAUUUGUACUAUCUGGCAUGGGACUUCGCAUCGCCCACGCCAUCGGGCUACAUGACGAAAGUACUUGGGAUCCACUAGAGAACGUCGAGUUACAGGUUCGACGGAGGGUAUGGUGGGCAAUAUAUAUGGCCGAUGGGUACGCUGCACAGGCGUACGGCAAACCGCCAAUCCAGGCCGGGGGACGGUUCCGCGUUUUAGAACCUCAGGACCUGGACGAUAUAACAACCUGUCCUGGCAUUACCUCGUACGAGGUGCGAGAAGACGGUUCCCUGAGACCCGUCAGCUCAUUCUCAUACAACCGAUAUAAAGCCCAACUGUACUCGAUAAUGUCCGCUGUAAUGCCUGGCAUGCGAUUGAAAGAAAUCAAAGACGUAUACAGCCGCCUCUCGGCUUGGGAAGCAAUGAUUCCUACCGAAUUACGGCUAGAUAUUCACAGAAAUUACGAAGGGGAGAUGCAAGACAAAGGGCCACGCGUAUUUACACUGCAGGCACUGACUCUCCAGCUCGCCUUUGACCAUAAUAUGUUAUUACUACUCCGCCCAUUUCUGGUCAGCAAACGGCACUUGAGCAUCCAGGUAUUCUCUCAGUCCGAACCCAAUAGCAGCGAGAGUCCCGUUACGGUCCGAGACCAAAUGAUAACAUCGGCCAUCCGAAUAUCCAGUAUUCACCAACAUCGAGGGAUUAUACGUCUGGUUUCCAAUACAACGGCUGCUGCGCAGGUGUGCUUCCAGUGCUUCACCGCUGGUGUCAUUGUGGCAAUGCUCGCACUAUCCGAUGUCUCUUCACCUCAAGUACCGAAGUUCAAGCAAGCACUCGCUCGUUUGAUUAAUAUAUUGUCCCUAGCAGGAUCGGGGACGCUACUCAGUAAACAAAGCGUGGAAAUUCUAACGGACACAAUGCAUAUUAUUUCGUCGCAAGAGGUCAGCGCGCUGAUCGAUCGUGUGGCGGGUGAUUCCGAGACAGAACACUCACCAUUGGGUAAUCGGGAGGCUGAGCGCGCUUUGGGUGACGUCCAGGCCCCUGAAGUCUCGUCUGAUGUUGCGGUAGAUGAUGAAGAGAUUUGGGGGGAGCUGGGGAGACCACUCGAUUUGGAUGGAUUUGAUAUCUCUAGCUCGACGUCGCUCUACCAGCAGCUUGCUCUUUUUCUCUGAGUUCACUUGUAUGUAUACGUAAUGGGCCAACUAAUUAGAAUGUUCAAUUUAUGGAAGCUAUAAAUUGUGGAUAGUGUCCGGCAUCCUGGUUUUGUGGGUGUAUUGCUACACCGUUCCAUAUAUCUAGGCUCGAUGAUUGGUUGUUACCGAAUGUAUAGAUCGAAGAAGAGGAAGCUCAACGUCAAAUGCUUCCAGAUAACCCAUCGUGAAAAUGGUGGGGUAUUCUGAAGCUACACCCUACCCUCUGGUGCAUGUGAAUACAUCUGAUUUGUUGAGAAAACAAGAAUAUCGGCUUGGUUCAUGCUGAAAUCGUCUUCGUGUUGUGUUGAAUGUGGAUUAGCUACGGUAUAAGGAAAAGCUUUGCUACCGCACCAUUUUCGUAACUAUCCCAGACCGAUAUUCCGAGUAAAG